AUGACAGAGAAACCUUAUGAAUGUGAACACUGCGGUAAAUGUUUUGCACAGUCUGGUCAUUUGCAGCUUCACAAAACCACUCACAGUGAAGAAAGGCCUUUUGAAUGCAAGCAAUGUGGCAAGUCUUUUAAGCGCGCUGAAAGUUUGAAGUUGCACACAAGAUCUCACACUGGUGAAAAGCCUUUUGAAUGCAAGGAAUGUGGCAAGUGCUUUACUUCUCAGUCAGGGUUAAUAACACAUACUAGAGUCCACACAGGAGAAAGACCUUACGAGUGUAAACAGUGUGGCCUAUGUUUUAAGCAGUCAGGUACACUGAAUGUGCACAAAAGGACACACACUGGAGAAAAACCUUGCAAGUGCGAAUACUGUGGUAAGAGUUUCCUCACUACCAGCAACUUACGAUGCCAUGAGCGGAUCCACAAGGAAGUGAAGCCUUUUGAAUGUAAACAGUGUGGCCAGUGUUUUACGCAGAGUGGCAGUUUGAAACAACAUGAAAGAAUCCAUACUGGCGAAAAACCGUACCAAUGCAAACAAUGCGACAAGUGUUUCAAGAACUCAAGUGGUUUGCGGUCACAUGAAAGAACCCAUGCUGACAGGACACCUUAUAAAUGUAAACAUUGCGUUGUGUAUUGUACGACAUCUGGACGUUUGCGUCAGCAUGAAAGGACUCACACGGGGGAGAAGCCUUAUGCAUGUCAACACUGUGGCAAGUGUUUUAAUGAUAGAGGGGACUUGCGCAAACAUGAAUAUAUCCACACUGGAGUUAAACCUCAUCAGUGCCAGAAAUGUGGCAAGCGGUUUAUUCAAACAGUUCAGUUGCGAAACCAUGAAAGAAUUCACACUGGAGAGAAACCUUUUGCGUGCAAGCACUGUGGCAAAUGUUUUAAUCAACGUGGAACCCUGUGGAAACAUGAAAGAUCACACUCAGGAGAGAAGCCAUUUCAAUGUGAAAAAUGUAGCAGUUGUUUUAAUGCUAAAGGGAGUUUGACAAUACAU
This is a messenger RNA of Porites lobata, 996 nucleotides long. The record is from the annotation of a GenBank genome assembly. Lineage: Eukaryota; Metazoa; Cnidaria; Anthozoa; Scleractinia; Poritidae.